Symbiodinium sp. CCMP2592 is the source of this 666-nucleotide messenger RNA. The record is from the annotation of a GenBank genome assembly. Lineage: Eukaryota; Dinophyceae; Suessiales; Symbiodiniaceae.
GACUGGAUCAAGCAGCACAACGAAGAAGUUGAGCUCGAGAUCAAAGGCAUCAAGCAGAAAGGCGUCUGGCGGCUCGUCGGGGAAGAGGGUGUCUUCGAUUUCGAAGAAUACGAAGACACGGCCGUGGCCGAGAAGAUCAUCGAACACGAGGGCGGGGACGAACCGUUCUCUGAGGUGGCCUUCGCCCGGAAGAAAGAGGCCAUGCACAACGCCUGGACGGCUCAGAGCAAGGCUCGAGAAGCCGUGUCUGUCAAAGGCCCAGAGCUUGGCAUGGAAGCCUUGUUGGCCCUUGUGCAAAACACGGCCUCAGGCCAAGGUUCUUCUUCCAAGCAGCGGCCUCUGGCCAGGUCUCGAAGCCGCUCGCGUGCUGGCAGGUCCAGCAAGGCCAGCAGCUCCAGCGAUGAAUCUGCCAGCGACGCUGAAGAGGGGCCAUUGGCUGGGUUGUCGUUGCUUGUUUCUAGUACGGCAUCGGCCAAGGCAAAGAGUGCCAGUGGCAGCAAACCUCCAGCUUCAAGCAAAGCAGGAAACGCUCCAACAGGCAAACCUGGGCUCCUUCGCAGCAAUUCAUCAGGCAUGUGGAAGGUGCGAAUAUGUUGUGUUUCUGGGUGUCCUUUGCAUUGCAGCCAUGUAACAUUUCUGGACGUUUCUUGCUUUAAGGCGGUUUAG